Ictalurus punctatus (channel catfish) is the source of this 7108-nucleotide messenger RNA. It is a transcript of the gene gad2, whose product is annotated as glutamate decarboxylase 2. Lineage: Eukaryota; Metazoa; Chordata; Actinopteri; Siluriformes; Ictaluridae. The transcript is spliced from 16 exons. Gene Ontology annotation, molecular function: glutamate decarboxylase activity; pyridoxal phosphate binding. Gene Ontology annotation, biological process: GABA shunt. Gene Ontology annotation, cellular component: cytoplasm. The record is from RefSeq and is a predicted model, not a curated record. The coding region runs from base 715 to 2457 and encodes 580 amino acids.
CUCGUGGAUCUCACGCGACACUGAAAACCGAACAAAAACGAAAUAAUAAAUAAAUAAAUAAAAUAAAAUAAAAAAGCACCACUGGCACGUGACGAAGCGCCUCGCGCUGGAAUCUCCAUGGUGACGUGAUACUUGGCGUGCAGCAGCGUAGCGCUCUUCACAUUAACGGACCGGUGGCAUCGGCGGCGGCGGCGCGCGCGGUGGCAGUGAUGGUGAUGGUGAUGGUGAUGAUGAUGAUGGUGAUGGUGAUGAUGAUGAUGGUGAUGGAUGGAUGGUCACCUCUCGCUUCCUGAUUUCCUUCUCAAGACGGAUUAGAGAAUUGCGUCAGAGAGCAUAAGACACGAUUUUUUAAAAGUCGUGCUGAUUUUGUAAUUUGUGCGUGACUUCGAAAAAAGGAGAGAGAGAGAGAGAGAGAGAGAGAGAGAGAGAGAGAGAGAGAGAGAAAGUGUAUCCAUCCGGGCGCGCGGUAAAUGUGGCCCCUUCCCGCCGGAGAGAGGCGAGGACGCACUGGGUGACGGAUCCACUGGAAACCCCGCGGCACAGAAACCCGUUUUAAUUGUUUUUAUUUGUUUUUUUCUUUCCUCCACCCGCCCUGUGGAUCUUUCUCUCCCGGUCUGGAUGGCUGCUGCUCUUCGUCUCCGCGCGUCCUAGAGUGUUAAAAAAAAAAAAAACGCUGGAGAAUUUAAUUUAAUUUCUUUCUUUUUUUUUUGCGCCAUGGCUUCACACGGCUUUUGGUCUCUGGGCGCAGAAAACGGUGGAGAGAGCGGCGGCCAAAGCCCGGUCACGGCCAGGGCUUGGUGCCAAGCGGCGGCCCAGAAAUUCACCGGAGGCAUCGGAUCCAAAUUAUGUGCUCUGCUGAACGUGGGAGAGGUGGAGAAAAGCGCGGAUGGUGCUGACAAACCGGAAGCGGAGAGCUGCAACUGCACCACCAAACCCUGCAACUGCUCCAAAUCUAACCUGGGCUUCUCCGAGCUCUACUCUACAGAUCUUCUCCCCGCUUUAAACGGCGACCUGAAGACGAUGACUUUCCUGCAGGAGGUCGUGGAUAUUUUGCUGGCGUACAUCGUGGAGUCUUUCGACAGGUCGACUAAAGUGAUUGAUUUUCAUUACCCCAACGAACUGCUGCAGAGGAACAACUGGGAGCUGUCGGAUGAACCCGAAACCCUGGAUGAUAUUCUGAUCAGCUGCCGCGCCACGCUCAAAUACGCCAUCAAAACAGCUCACCCCAGGUACUUCAACCAGCUCUCCACUGGAUUAGACAUGGUCGGCCUCGCCGCUGACUGGCUCACGUCCACCGCCAACACCAACAUGUUUACUUAUGAGGUGGCUCCUGUGUUUGUCCUGCUGGAAUACGUCACGCUGAAGAAGAUGAGAGAGAUCAUUGGUUGGGAAGAUGGCCGUGGAGAUGGCAUCUUCUCACCAGGUGGCGCCAUUUCCAACAUGUACGCCAUGUUGCUGGCCCGCUACAAGAUGUUUCCCGAAGUCAAAGAGAAAGGGAUGUCAUCAGUGCCCAAGCUGGUGGCCUUCACGUCCGAGCAUAGUCAUUUCUCGAUCAAGAAGGGAGCUGCAGCUCUUGGAAUAGGAACAGAGAGCGUGAUUUGUAUCAAAGCCGAUGAGCGGGGAAAGCUGAUCCCUUCUGACCUGGAGCGGAGGAUAGUGGAGGCCAAGCAGAAGGGUUAUGUACCAUUCUUUGUGAGUGCUACAGCCGGGACGACAGUGUACGGAGCAUUUGAUCCUCUGAUCGCCAUCUCGGACAUCUGUAAGAAGUAUAACGUUUGGAUGCAUGUGGAUGGCGCCUGGGGAGGGAGUCUGCUCAUGUCCCGGAAACACAGAUGGAAACUCAACGGCGUCGAGAGGGCGAACUCCAUGACGUGGAACCCUCAUAAGAUGAUGGCCGUGCCCCUGCAGUGCUCGGCUUUGCUCGUCAGAGAGGAGGGUUUGAUGCAGAGCUGUAACCAGAUGCAGGCGUGUUACCUGUUCCAGCAGGACAAACAAUACGACCUGAGCUACGACACCGGAGACAAGGCGCUGCAGUGUGGACGCCACGUUGACAUCUUCAAGCUCUGGCUCAUGUGGCGAGCUAAGGGCACUAUUGGCUUCGAGGCUCAGAUAGAUAAAUGUCUCGAGUUGUCUGAAUAUCUCUACAACAAGAUAAAGGACAGAGAAGGCUACGAGAUGGUGUUUGAUGGAAAGCCUCAACACACCAACGUGUGUUUCUGGUACCUCCCACCCGGCGUGCGCUACCUGGAAGACAAAGUGGAAAAGAUGAAGCGUCUACACAAGGUCGCUCCUACGAUCAAAGCUCGGAUGAUGGAGUACGGCACGACCAUGGUGAGCUACCAGCCGCAGGGAGACAAAGUCAACUUCUUCCGCAUGGUCAUCUCCAACCCGGCCGCCACCUUCGAGGACAUCGACUUCCUCAUCGAAGAGAUCGAGCGACUCGGACAGGACCUGUAACGCUUACGACAUCUCGAUGUACAAAAUAUUUGUUGUGAAUGUACGGUAAUUUUAUUGCCCCCCCCCUUCUUUAAAGUCUAAUAUAGCUGAAUAUAUUUAACGUCAAAAAGUCCGUAUUUAAGUAUCGUAGCACCACGUGUCGUGGACGUCUUGGUCCGAAGCCCUGUAGAAGUGUCCAUGUCCGCUCCUGUCUAUGUCAGCGUAAGCUUUACAUGUGUGGUGUGAGCGUGAAGAAUUAUUUGCUUCAAUCCUGUGCAAUAGGGCGUAACUUAUAGCGGACCAGAUAUUCUAAGUGCCAGUCGUCACUAUAGAUAUAUAAGAAGGAAGGACAUUUAUUUAAACGGAUGUAUGAGAGAGAAAAAGAGAGAGAGAGAGAGAGAGAGAGAGAGAGAGAGCACUUUGGCUUACCUCAGUAUUGCCUUUAUAUUCACAGGCAGCAUUUGAGUGUUGAUAAGUAGAGAAUACAGUAGAAAUGUAGUGUUUAAUUCCUGCUGGAGAACAACUCUUGUGUUAAUAUUAAACCUAGCACAGGACAUAAAGAAGCUUUAUCUAGAAUGGUUUUAGAGUAAACGGCUUUUAUCCAGAGAGAAAAAGAGUAAGCGGAGGAAGAUCUGAAGCAGGCUGAACCAAAAGGUCUUAACUAGAGCGGUAAUAAUGACGAAGCAGAACUUUGAGAGAAUCAUUUAUUCUGACCGGCAUAAAGCGUUUACUCCAGACUGAAUGGAUGAAUGAAUGAAUGAAUGAAUGAAUGAAUGAAUGAAUGAAUGAAUAACCCCCAUCUGAAUAGUACUUUACUGAUGUAAAUAUUUAUUAGACAGGCUGAGCAUAUCAGUGCAACGAAGCAGCUAAUGUUUGGAUUUAAAUUCUAAAAUCCGAGUUUUUUCAGCUAGAAAUCAAUUUUAUGCCUGGUCUUAGUGCAAAAUCAGUUUUGGACUCUUUGGUGCGACCGCCUUACAAGUUACAACCACAAGAAGUGGUUAGACGGUCAUAAGCCCUUUUGGUGCAGUCGGCUCCUGGAGAUCUUCUGCAGCCAUGUGUAAAAUAACUAAAGGCUACAAGGCUGAAAUGUCAACAAAGGAGACUUUAUAUCAAGAAAGAAGUGUGUGGAAAACUAAAAGAAGAGCUCAUAGUUGUACAAUGUCCUUGGGUACCCUAAAAGGCUUUUAUAAAAUGCUAUUAUUAUUAUUAUUAUUAUUAUUAUUACAACCGGAGUCUGUACCUGAGGCAGAGAGUGAAGUGAAGUUCUUUCUGACUAGAUGAUGUUGAUGUCUGUACUUCAUGUCUGAGAGUGUUUGUCUACAAAUGUUUGUCUGAAAGACACCAGAGGUGUUGAAUCCAGAGCAAAGCGCUUGUAUCCAGCGCACAAAAGACUUUUCUUUUGCGACCAAGAAGUAGACAGCAUUAAUCUUAAGUUAAAAUAGUUAGCAGGUUCUGACGAAGAGCCGAAAUGUUGGUGAAUAAUCCAGUAAGUGUAGAGUAGGUGUAAGUAUGUGAGGUCUGUAUCUUUAGCAGACAGCAACAAAUACCAAUAGAUCUUCACACACACACACACACACACACACACAUAUAUAUAUAUAUAGAUAAAUAUAUAUACGCAGGCGCAAAGCGAUGAAACAUUUCAUUCUUAUCGCAGGAUCAGUCAUCUGUUCCUGUGAAUAAUUCACUCUCACAUACAUAAGCAUAUAGUAUAUUGUAGUGAAUUAGUGUAUUAGUGAGUUUAAAUCAACCUAUAGUCAUGAAGCAAACUAUUAGCGAUAUUGCUAAGUACAUGCACCUAGACCAAAAACAAUAUCUGAAACAGUUUCAUAGUUUAACCUGGAAAUGUAUAUCAUUUAGUGAUAUCACUCAAAUAGAAUCAGAUAAGCUCAAUAAGAUUCAAGGUGUCAUGAGGACUCUGGAGAUUUCACUGCCACACCAGCAGAGGGUGCACUCAUCCGAGUACCAACUCUCACCAGAGUACUUCCCGUUUACUUCCUGGUCUUAGAGUAAAUAAGCAUUCAUUCAUUGCGAAGUCUUGCCAAAAAUGCACCGAAUUAAAAAAAUAAAUAAAUACUGGGAUAAGUGAGAGACUUUAAUAAUUUAGUAUGAAUAUCUAGUAUAUAGUAAUUUAGUUAUUUUGUUUGUUUAUUUAUAUAUUAUUGCUAAUGGUAUUAUUUAUUUAUUUAUUUAUUUUAUUUUUAAAAAAAAAAUUCCCCUGCCAAUCUGCUGCCCACACUCCAGUCCAGUAGGGGGUGCACCUUAAGUUGGUUUGCCAACCACCAUUAAAACAAGAAGAAGAAGAAGGCUUGCCAAUCCCAGUGUUUACUUAAGCUCCAGGACCGGUUAUUGCUGAUUACAUUUAUGUGUCCUCAACCGUUUUGUUUAUCGGACUUAUCCAUUGGUGGAUAGAUGGAUUGCGCUUUCACUUUGUUUUCUGUGAACUUUAUUAAGCCUCUAACGAAUGGAUCCUCGCUCUACAUCCGAGUCUCCAUUCUUUCAGAAGAUUUUGCCUACGACCAUCAAUCGACAGCAACCUCCCAAGGUCAGUUAUUGGGAACAACUAUGGAGGAAUUAAAUCAGAGUUUUCCGGGCCACCAUAAGAUGGAUCCACUAACCUGACACCAUACGUGUCUACUGCUAACCUGGAAGUCAACUCGCCCAAACCUCCACCAUUUCCCAUACACAAAGUUCAUCAAGAACUUUUGUUAAAAAAACAAAGCGAUGAUUCAAGGCACGUAAAGGAAAUUAGCAAAAACAAGGAUCUGAACUCGGGGAUUGGGAAGACUUCGCAAUAAAUGAAGGUCUACAAACUGCUUAGUUUCUAUAAAAAAUCAGGAAGUAACCAUCAAGUGGAUGGGUCUGGUGAGAGCGACCUCUGGUGGUGGGGAGGGAGGAGUAUCCAGUGUCCUUAAUCUCCGUAGCACUUAGUUUAACAUCUGUGAGUUUUCCAUUUCCCGUCCACUCCAGCGUUAGAAAUUCAACCAGUCAUAAAAAUAAAUAAAUAAAACAUUUAAUAAGGUUAUUCUUGGUCAUGAUCUGUAAAUGGACUUCUUGACUAAGCACAUAUCUAUGUGAAUACAUCCAUGUACUGUAUAUAAAAGAGUCUAUUUGUGAGGUAAAAUAUUAUUUUCUCUAUUCAAAAAUAACAUGUAAUUGUAAUACUAUAUAUAAUAUAUAUACUCAUUCUGCUUAUGUAUACAUGAUUUAUGUGUAUAGUUAUCUGUGAAGGAACAGGCUUUCGUUUAACUGCAUUUUUUUGUGCUACGAAAUACUAAUCUAAGAAGAAAAAAAAAAUGUUUUAGACUCCAAUGACGUGCAAUUCCAGCGAUUAUGGAAAGCCAUUUCUGAACCGAAGUCGGUUAUCUUUGUGCCCAAGUGAUCUACUUGACAUUAUGUGAAAAUAUGUCAUUUUUGUGCAUUUGUAACUGUAUUGCCUUAGUAUUUAUUGCCGGUAUUGUCUUGUUCUCUGCCUGGGGAACUUUGUGCACUUUAGAUUUCCUGUAAGUCCAGUGGAUGUUCAUAGUUUUGACCGUUUUUGAUGAAACUGUGAUUCGUCUGACCGUGUGCUUGUUUUUGGAUUUGGAUGAAAAGUCACGUGUGAUGUUUAAAUUUGCUUCGGGGUUUUUGCGUUCGUAGUUCGCUAAAACACAUUGUCGCUACCUAUCUGUAUCCUUAACAUGUACAACGAAUGAUUUUCCUCUUUUUUUUUUUUAUUUUCAUGGAGGCGUAUGUAAGGUCUGUCCUCGUUCUGAAUUAGCAAGCCGACCCUAAAUAAGUCGUUAAAAAAAAAGCCGUGGUGUCCUGGGCAUGUUCUUUAUGUUGUCUCUUUUAAAAAAAAAAAAUACAUAUAUAUAUAUAUAUAUCUUUUUUUGUUUUCUCCUCCUGCUGCUGCUGCUGCUGCUGUUGCUGCUACUAUCGGGCCUGCAAGUCUUUGCAUGUGCAUGAACGCUUUGCUUUUCCAAGCCUGUGGUGUACAAUAUUUACCCAAAUAUCUACUGUGUGAUAGUCUUAGUGCUGAAUGUAUAGCUUCGCUUUAAAUGUAGUGCUUUGUCGCUAGCUUGAUGGCUCCAUGUAGUAGUGUCGCUUCAAACAUAUUUAUCCGCUAAGCUAGCAUGCUCUGUGUGGCUAGAAACCGUCUGCUUCUUCUGCGAUCUAAUCUCUAUCUCUCUGUCUAUCGCUCUAUUGUCGUCUCUAAUGUUAGUCUGUGUAGAUCUCCAGCAUGCCUAUUUAUAUAUAUAUAUAUAUAUAUAUAUAUAUAUAUAUAUAUAUAUAUAUAUAUAUAUAUAUAUAUAUAUAUAUAAUAUAAAAUAUAUAUCUCUGUAGUCUUAAUCCUUUCCUCUAUUGCACUCUGUCUUCCUGUACCUCUUACUCUUUCUUGCUAAAGCUAUGCCCCUGCAAGCAGCAUUCAGACCUUUAAGGGCAGUGCGCACUCGCUCUUUAGCAGCUCGGUGCCCGAGGAACAACAGCUAGACCUUACAUGAGCUUUAUCUUCAUCCGACCGGACAGGCUCAACAUCGUUUUAUUGGUUAAAGCUAAUGUGCGUGUCUGAUUUGAAUUCAGAGGACGUUUGUAAACCAGUGUGUCAAAACGGAUUAUAAUACAGCCUCCAGUUUUCUUGAAAAUUUACUGUAUGUGACUGGGAAAUCACGAAUAAAUAUUCUUGUGGAAACAU